AUGAAGGUCAGAAGACACCACCUACCGGAAGCAGACCGGCCCGGGCCGCCCGAGGGCAGCCGGGGGCGCAGCGCCGGGCCCCGCCCCGAUCCCGCCGUCUUCCUUCCGGGGCAGGGCAGGGCUGCGCUGCGCUGUGCCGUGCCGCUGCCUCUGCGGAUGUUGCCGCCGCGGGGCUGGGGCCGCGGCGGCGGCGGCGUGGCGGCACGGUGCGUGCCGUCCCUGUCCGCCCUGUCCGAGGUGCUGCGGCUGGAGCAGAACCGGCGCACCGGCAUCGUGUUUCCGCUACAGAAGCUGGCGCGCUGCCUGGCUCCCGGCGUGGACACGGCGCGGUUCAGCCUCUUCCAGCCCGGCCUGGCCGCCCUGCAGCGCGCCGAGGGGCUCUUCAGGUCCGACCGCGGUCACGCCAUCGACUACGUGAGCUCUGCAGUCCGCAUGGACCAUGUCCCACCGCCAGACCUGCCUGAGGUGUGCUUUAUCGGCCGAAGCAAUGUGGGGAAAUCGUCCUUAAUCCGGGCCUUGUUUUCACUCUCCCCAGAAGUGGAGGUCAGAGUGUCAAAAACUCCCGGCCACACCAAGAAGAUGAAUUUCUUCAAAGUAGGGAAGUACUUUACCCUGGUGGAUAUGCCAGGAUAUGGUUACCACGCCCCGAAGGACUUUGUGGAGAUGGUGGAAGCCUAUCUGCAGGAACGACACAACUUGAAGAGGACUUUUCUAUUAGUUGAUGGUGUAGUAGGACUCCAGAAAACAGAUCAUAUUGGAGUAGAGAUGCUGGAAGAGUUUGGAAUUCCUUAUGUGAUGGUGUUAACAAAAAUUGACCGAGCUUCCAGGGGAGUGUUGUUAAGGAAUGUAUUGGAGAUUCAGGACUAUGUCAAGGAGAAAACUCAUGGAUGUUUUCCUCAGUUAUUCCUGGUCAGUUCUCUGGAGUUUUCAGGGGUUCACUUGCUGAGGUGCUUUGUAGCCCAUGUUACUGGAAACCUAUCUACGGUAGAAUCCAGCUGAAAAAAAACUUGCUCCUUGAUCUGCUCAGCUCUCCCAGAACAAAAGGUACCAAAACCAGAGAUCUGGGGUUUUGUUGUAAAUAACUCAAGGUAUUAUAAUUUAUUUUUGGAUAAACUUGAGUAAAUUGAUAUUGUAAGGCUAAGUUUUUUGUUUUAUAAAUUCAUCAUAUCAGGAAGUUUGCAUUAUGAAUGAAUCCAGGUUGUUAUAAAACUUCUUUAAAACCUGAAUGAUUGUGCUAAGUAGAACUAAGCAAAGAGAAACUUCUAAGAGAAGCUGUUUUAAUAGAGCAUUUUCUCUCCCUUCUGCUAAAUUAUUCAAAAAGCUACCACUGUAUGCAUAAGCUCUGCUAUAUUUAGGACACUAGACAUCUGGUUAAUAAAAAGCCAUAAUAAAACUAUAUCCCUAAUGCCAAGCAGACUGGACUUGCCCAGUUGAAUUAACAC
This is a messenger RNA of Indicator indicator, 1442 nucleotides long. It is a transcript of the gene GTPBP8, whose product is annotated as GTP binding protein 8 (putative). Bases 1 to 999 code for a protein of 332 amino acids. Gene Ontology annotation, molecular function: GTP binding. Gene Ontology annotation, cellular component: mitochondrion. The transcript is spliced from 7 exons. The record is from RefSeq and is a predicted model, not a curated record. NCBI's taxonomy places the organism in Eukaryota, Metazoa, Chordata, Aves, Piciformes, Indicatoridae.